Molecule: messenger RNA, 1387 nt
Organism: Erpetoichthys calabaricus (reedfish)
Lineage: Eukaryota; Metazoa; Chordata; Cladistia; Polypteriformes; Polypteridae
Gene: tmem254
Product: transmembrane protein 254
Exons: 4
Coding region: 71-445 (124 amino acids)
Source: RefSeq, a predicted model, not a curated record
AGUCGCUGUUGUCGGAUAUCCGGAACAACGCUUAUAACUAAAGUCAGAAUAACAGCCACUGUGUAGCAGAAUGGCGACUUCAUCUAGUGGCGCUUACUUUCGGAGGUCCAGUUUUGUCUGGAUACUGAUUGUCACCCUCUCUAUGGGUUAUUUCACCUGGACAGUGUUUUGGCCUCAAGAUGUUCCCUAUGAGAGACUUGGCCCAGUUGGAGAAUUUUCAAAGUACAUGGUGGAACACCACUACACACUACUCUACCGUGGGUGGUGGGUAGCUUGGGCAAUUCACAUAGCUGAAGCACUCUAUUCCCUCAAAGUUUGCAGAGACAAAGGGAUAAACAAUAAGGCUAUUUGUGGAUUGUGGUUUUUACAGACUUUCUUGUUUGGAAUAGCCUCACUGUCUCUUCUACUGCAGUAUAAGCCACCUACGUCACGCAAGCACCAUUGAUGACUUUUUUUUUUUUUUUUUGUCAUUUACAUUUAUUAUCCCUGCUCUGGUAUUAUAAACACAAUCAUGUCAACAAUACAGUUAAUUAUGCAAACUGUUUCAAUGAGGUGCAGCCCCUGAAGUUCUUGAUUGAGCACAGUCAAGGUACAUUUUGUGUUACUCAUGUGCUGUCCUAGCUUCCAAAGUUGAUGUUAGUGUGUGAGAAUCUGAAUUUUAUCAGUGUUUGUAAAUCUGAAUUUUAUCAGUGUUUGUAAAGAAGCCUUUCCUUUCCUUGUUUUAUUACAUGCAUUGUGCAUGAUUUUACUUAACAUUCUUAAUAAUUCAUCAGUGUGCUCUGGAGAUAGGUAAAUAUCAUCUGAGCAGCAUCAUGAAUUACAGGUGCCUUAUGUAUUAUUGUUAUUAACCAUGAAUCUGCUGACUACAGAAUAAUUAUUUUGUUUGAGGUGUGUGGCCUGCAUGGGUAAGUGCCUGUUUGCCACAGUUUCUUUCUCACAUGCUUGAAUUCUCUUUAUGUAGCUGCAGUUCAUCAGGUGAAGAUUUUGUCUUUGUGUUUUCAAUCCAGACUUAAUGAUACCUGGCAGAGAUUGAAAUUUAUAACCCUGCCCAGUAGCUGCUUUUAAGUCAAAGUGGCCUGUGUGCUAUUUUGCCUUACACAUACUUGGGUAGUUGGGUGACACCCUGAUGUACUAUGCUGUAUUGAGAGAAAAAGAAGAAAUGAAACUAUAAAACCAACAGUAAACCUCGGCUUUUAUGGGUAUUACACGGUAGCAGCCCUAGGCACCAGUUGUUUUUGUUUUUUUUUUUUUUUAACCUAAAUCAACAUUUAAAUGAUUAUGUAUAUUACUGGCUACUAAUCUCAAGACUGUAGUGGAUUUUGAUCCACAGGUAUUUUCAAGAGUCCAAAAAAUGUUCACUUUUAUGGUAAAUAAAAUUAAAACAAUG